AUUACCGAUCCACCCAAUCCCAAUAUGUGCACUACGCAAGGCCCUGUAAAGUACGCAAGACCACACAUCACCCCCUGCCCCCCAUAAACACCAACACAACCACUAAUGUAUUACAGAGAAUAUAUUGAGAAUUACAUGGAGAAUGGUCCUGGGUUAAAUUCCCAGAAAACAUACAUGCUAAUGAAACCAAAUGGAAAGUGUAUUCCAAAUGGAAACAUACAGUAAAUGACGCAUUUGCAAAAGUGUGUUUGAAUUCUCGACACAAGACCAUGUGGUUCAGCCUUGGGCCCAACCUCCGAGAGAGCUCAUUGUCAGAAAUGUUGUGGAAAACCAUGAUGUCACAUUAUGCAAAGCACUGGUGGAAAACGUUGACAGCAAGACUUUGAGCUGGCGCUGAGUCUAGCAUUGAACUGCUGUACAGUAGGGUUCAGAUUAACACACUGAAGGGAUGAAAGAUUGGAGACUCAGAUUCUUUAGAGCUCAGAAUAGGAAAACAGGAGUUGUGUCCGUUUCUAUUGAGAAUUUACAAAGGAGCAGCUUCAUGAAAGACUUAGAUUCUCUUCCAGAAAGAAUGAGCACGUUGUCAGAGAAGAAGAUCAACGGAAGUGAAGUGGAGAGCCAAAGAGAUACUGUAGAAGACAAGAUUUUCGAUUACCCACCAUCCUUGAUCAAUCAAAGUCAUCACGUCAGUAACACAUGUUUCAGAGCCAGACCUAAAUUGGCUUCAGCUCAUGCCGUCCUUUCAUCCAAACUGGAAGAGCCAACAGAAAAGCUGACAAAUCCUUAUGAGGAAGCGAAACCAGAACCUCCGGAAUCUGUGGAAUCCCUACAAAAACCUGAGGAAGUGACCAAGGAUGAAGAUGCAGAAGAGCGGAGAGUGAAAGAAAGAGUGGCAGCAGAUGGAACUUUUGUUGGUAAGGCAUCCAAAGCCACGCUCAAUGCAGCAACAAGGAAAAGCUUAUGGAGAAGUAAAAUUGAACCAAAGGAGAGGCCAAAGGAAGGGAUGCGGGAAAGGCUGAAAGGUAGUUUCGAGAGUAUCGAUGAGAGUAACGAAGGGGAUUUUGGCAGCAGACGAAUGCAGAGGAAGAAGAGUUGGAGUUCAAAACAGAGGAAAACACAAACGUUUGGUUCACGGGAUGGGGAGCAGUAUAUGGUGGGUAGUAUGGAAAAAGAUGGUGAGAAAGAAGUCGUUCCACACCCUGUACUCUCUCGGGUUCUCUUUCACUCCUCGGCUUCAUCAUCCUCCUCCUUCAACAACUCCUCAGCAGAAAGCGAUGAAGUUUUCAGCGAGAAUGAGGAUACAGCCGCCCGGAGGCAGACCAUGAAAAAGUGUCGAUCUUGGAGAACGUUUUUGACCAUGAUGCAAUGGUCCAAACGUACACAAAGCUCAUGGAUCCAGCUAGCUGGACACCAAGGUAAUGUGAGGCUGAGUGAGGGCGGGGAGGUGCUGAAGAGGUUUUGUGAGGUGGAGGACAUCUGUCUGCAGGCCCUCAUGUCUGAUGCGCUCUGUCAAUUUGUGCCUCAUUAUUUCGGGCACAUCAGCCAGGAUGGAGAGAAAUACAUCCGUCUAGAGGACCUGCUUAGUGGUCUCAAAAACCCUGUCAUCAUGGACUGCAAAAUGGGUGUCCGAACAUACCAAGAGGCGGAAAUCAUUAAGGCCAGAAACAACCCUAGCGUACGCACUGACAUGUAUCAGAAGAUGGUGAAAGUAGAUCCAGCAGCUCCCACUGAUGAAGAACAUGAACAAAAGGGCAUCACAAAGCUGCGUUACCUUCAGUGGAGAGACGACAGCAGCUCCACCUCCUCACUGGGCUUCCGCAUUGAAGGCAUAGUGGUGGGGAAUGGUAAGGUAUUACGAGACUUUUACAAGACGUGCACAGAAGCUCAAGUGACGGAAACCCUGUUGUCCUUCACCAGGAGGCAGAUUCAUAUUUUAGAGGCCUACGAAUCCAGAUUACAGGCCCUGUAUGAAACUUUAAAGCAGUCUUCCUUUUUCAACAAACACGAGAUCAUAGGCAGCUCUUUACUUUUCGUCCACGACCGCAGCAACAAAGCCAACAUAUGGAUGAUUGAUUUUGGAAAGACCAUACCAGUCCCAGAGGAUGUCCAGCUAAGCCAUGAUGUCCCCUGGGUGGAAGGAAACCGAGAGGAUGGGUACCUGAUCGGACUGACAUCCCUUAUCUCUCUGGUCAGGGAAGCCAUCAAACAAGCAGGAGAGCAAAGUCAAGAGCAGCCACUUUGAUAGUGCCUUUGCAUGAACUCUUGGACUAAUGUUUUUGUGUGGACAUUAUAAAUCUAAAAGGUCUAUAAAGCUUUACAAUUAACAGUAUUAAUAAAGCACUUGUGUUGUUAUGAUUGUUUUUUUUUCCAUAUUUUACAUUAAAUGGUUUAUAUA
Molecule: messenger RNA, 2395 nt
Organism: Danio aesculapii
Lineage: Eukaryota; Metazoa; Chordata; Actinopteri; Cypriniformes; Danionidae
Product: inositol-trisphosphate 3-kinase A
Exons: 8
Coding region: 449-2242 (597 amino acids)
Biological process (GO): inositol phosphate biosynthetic process
Cellular component (GO): cytoplasm; nucleus
Molecular function (GO): inositol-1,4,5-trisphosphate 3-kinase activity; inositol tetrakisphosphate kinase activity
Source: RefSeq, a predicted model, not a curated record